Molecule: messenger RNA, 4017 nt
Organism: Thunnus maccoyii (southern bluefin tuna)
Lineage: Eukaryota; Metazoa; Chordata; Actinopteri; Scombriformes; Scombridae
Product: E3 ubiquitin-protein ligase TRIM21-like
Exons: 2
Coding region: 21-1652 (543 amino acids)
Molecular function (GO): protein binding; zinc ion binding
Source: RefSeq, a predicted model, not a curated record
AACACAGCAGAAACACUGAUAUGUCUGCUGCCACUAGUCUGCUGUCUGAAGAUCAGUUUUUGUGCCCCAUCUGUCUGGAUGUGUUCACUGAUCCAGUCAGUACACCAUGUGGACACAACUUCUGCAAAAACUGCAUCAGUGAACACUGGAAUAUUGCUGUCCAAUGCCAGUGUCCCAUCUGUAAAAAGCUUUUCUACACAAAACCUGAACUGCAGGUCAACAUUUUCAUCUCUGAGAUGGUUGAUCGGUUCAGACAGUCAGCUCAACAGAGAGCCAGCAGCAGCAGAUCAGAGCAACAAGCUGCCAAACCAGGAGAAGUUCCCUGUGAUGUCUGCACUGGAACCAAACUGAAGGCUGUGAAGUCCUGUUUGGUGUGUCUGGUGUCCUACUGUGAGAAUCACCUGGAGCCUCAUCUGACAGCAUCAGGUCUGAAAAGACAUGAGCUGAUCAAUCCUGUAGAGAACCUGGAAGGCAGGAUGUGUAUGAAGCACAAUAAAGCUCUGGAGUUGUUCUGCAAGGAUGAUCAGACAUGUGUCUGUAUGCUCUGCACUAUUUUAGACCAUAAGACACAUAAUGUUGUUCCUCUGAAAGAGGAAUAUGGAGAAAAGAAGGCCGAGCUGGUGAAGACAGAGGCUGAGAUUCAGCAGAUGAUCCAGAAGAGACGACUGAAAAUUCAAGAGAUCAAACAAUCCGUCAAGCUCAGCAAGGAAAAUGCAGACAAAGAGAUAGCAGAAGAUGUUCAGGCCUUUACCAAACUGAAGGAGUCAGUUGAGAAAUACCAGGCCAGAGUCAUCACAGUUACUAAAGAGAAGCAGAAAAGGACAGAGAAACAGGCUGAAGGAUUCAUCAAAGAGCUGGAGCAGGAAAUCUCUGAGCUGAAGAAGAGGAGUUCUGAGCUGGAGAAGCUCUCACACUCUGAAGACCACUUCAACCUCCUCCAAAGCUUCCCGUCCCUGAACGCUGCUCCAUCCACCAAAGACUGGACAGAAAUAAGAGUCUAUCCACCAUCAUAUGAUGGGACUAUUAAGAAAGCGUUGGCCCAACUGGUGGAGAGACUGAAGAAAAUGUUCACAAAGGCUGAGCUGAUGUGGGUCCAGCAAUAUGCAGUGGAUGUGACACUUGAUCCUGAUACAGCAAAUCCAAAACUCAUCCUGUCUGAUGAUGGGAAACAAGCCCAUCAUGUUGAUGCAAAGAAGAAUCUCCCAGACAACCCAGAGAGAUUUUCUAUUGGUGCCUGUGUCUUAGGGAAGCAGAUUGUUUCUUCUGGAAGAAUUUACUUUGAGGUUCAGGUUAAAGGAAAGUCUGAUUGGGUUUUAGGAGUUGCCAGAGAGUCAAUCAACAGGAAGGGGAGAAUCACAAUUAGCUGUGAGAAUGGUUACUGGACUGUAGAUUUUAGGAAUGAAGAGCAUUUUGUUUUUGCUGACAGUCCAGUCCAUCUCCCUCGGAAGUCAAAGCUUGAGAAGGUUGGGGUGUUUGUAGAUUAUGAGGAGGGUCUAGUCUCCUUUUAUGAUGUUGAUGCUUCAGCUCUUAUCUACUCCUAUACCGGCUGCUCUUUCAAUGAGAAACUCCUCCCAUUCUUCUGUCCCUGUCUUAAUCAGGGCGGUAAAAACUCCACCCCUCUGAUCAUCUCCCCUGUCCACCACACUGAGUAGAAAAACCAUUUGAUUUCCUUGAUUUGAUUUCACUGUUACUUAAUGUAGGAAAUCUCCAUGGUUAGUGGUAAUGUACAGUGUGUUCUUGUUUUCUGCAGAUUCUAGUUGUUGUAGAUGUUUGCCCUCUUUAUUAUAUAUCCCAUUUCUACUUACUACCGCAACACAGUAAUUUCACCAUGAAUAAUUUGUUUGAUUUUAUGUAAUGUUGUUUAUUCUGUUCUAAUAAGUGUAAUACCUGUCUUCAAAUGUCAAACAUCACAACAAUGUAAAUAGAAAAGGUUUUGCAUGUGUGGGUUUAGAAAAUGGCUGUUAUAGUCCAAUAGUUACAGGGCCUAGCUCAAGAGUUUUUGGUAACACUUAAGAUUACAAACUACAGAAUAAUUGCAUAGACUAAAUAAGACAUUAUCCCUGGUUAUGCUGCACUUAUUUUGAUCCUUUAAAAAAUGUUAUGGGAAUGCAAAUCUAAAUCGGUGGGUGGAAUACUCUUUUAAUGGGACUGAAAGUUAUCUGACUAAAUUAAGUCCAACUGAAAUGAGCAAAACAUUUCUCUUUAGUGAGAAAAAUGUCAUGGACUCAUGGUUUUUGGACUCUCUGUUUUUGAUCUCUUGGUCUCCUAUGUUUUUGAAGUGUCCAGCCACUUCUAAAAAAAAACCUGGCCUUGAUCCAGCUGUUUUAAACAAUUUCAGACCCAUCUCAAAAUUGCCUUUCAUUUCCAAAAUACUGGAAAAACUUGUUGCUGAGCAGUUUCUCCAAGUUGUGGAAAGAAAUAUUAUCUUUGAUAAAUUUCAAUCUGGUUUUCGUCAAAACCAUAGUACUGAGACUGCUCUGUUCAGAGUCAUGAAUGACAUCCUCAUGCAGGCUGAUACGGGGGAACUCUCCAUCUUGGUCUUACUUGACUUGAGCGCUGCCUUUGACUAAAUACAUGUGUUGGUAUCUCAGGGAAAGCUCUAGAAUGUUUUAUGUCAUAUUUGUCAAAUAAAAGUUUUUCUGUCUCUAUGGGUAACUAUGUGUCCUCAUCCACUCCGCUGCUAUAUGGGGUGCCCCAGGGGUCAAUACUUGGUCCAAUUCUUUUCUCUUUGUAUGUGCUGCUCUUGGGCCAGAUAAUCACUUUGGUUGUAUAUCCUAUCAUUGCUAUGCAGAUGACACUCAGCUAUAUUUUUCUGUAAAACCAAAUGAUUUUAGCAACCUAAACACUCUCCACAGCUGUUUAGCUGCGAUAAAGGACUGGAUGUCUGUCAACUUUCAUCAGUUAAAUUCUGACAAAGCUGAGCUUCUUAUUUUUGGCCCCGAAAAUACUGCUAAAGGCAUCAUUCAGCAUAUUGGCCCACUUGCCCCCUAUGUCAAAACUAACGCCAGGAAUCUUGGUGUUAUAUUUGACCCUAAAUUGAAAUUUGAACACCAUGUCAAUAAAAUGGUUAAAUCCUGCUUUUUUCAACUUCGGAACAUUGCAAAAAUCAGACCAUUACUGUCAGCCUCUGACCUAGAGCAUAUCAUUCAUGCCAUCAUUUUUUCCCGUCUCGAUUACUGUAACUCCCUUUUCACUUGCCUUAGCCAAGCUGACCUGUCACGUCUUCAGCUUGCACGAAAUGCAGCAGCAAGGCUAUUAACUAGGACUGGCCACGGAUUCCACAUCACUCCUGUUUUAGCCUCACUGCAUUGGCUGCCAGUGAAGUUCAGGAUUGAUUUCAAGAUUCUCUUAAUCACUUAUAAGGCCUUACACGGUUUAGCUCCUGCAUAUAUAUCCAAGCUACUAAGCCCAUAUACUACCAUGCGGUCACUUAGGUCUUCCAACCAAAACCUGUUGGCCGUACCACGUGCCAAACUAAAAAACCAAGGCGACUGUGCUUUUGUUGCCCUGGCACCCAGACUUUGGAACAAUCUCCUCACUUCCAUCAGAUCAGCUGAAUCUGUUGACUGUUUCAAAAAACACCUAAAAGCCUCCUUUUUUUUAGAAUGGCUUUCUCAUAACAUUUCAUAAAUUCAAGUGUGUGCUCUGGGUGAUGACUGUAUGCUUGCUGUGUUCGUAUGUGUGAGAUGUCUGUAUGUGUUCUUGAAUAUGUCUUUCAUGGUUUUUGUGUCCUAUUUUCUUUGUGUCCCAAUAUCACUGUAAAGCACUUUGUAACUGUACUAUCUGUACUAUGUUACACUUCUGUUUCCCAGUCCUUUUGGUCAUUUGAUUUUGCUUGUUCAUAUUAUUUGUGUUGUACCUUUAAAGGACUGUCUUGUAUUUCUGAUUAGCUCAUAGUGUUGUGUACUUGAGUUUAUAUUCAUGUAUCUUCCUGGACAGGUUAAUAUAGACUGGUUUGUAUCAAGAGGUUUGUGUUCUGUUUGCUUUGUGUAUUCCUGCACUCCUCCCAAGCCUGUU